AUGAGCUCGAUUUCUCGGCUGGGUCGCAAUCCUAUCACCCAGUUUUUAUCUCGUUGGUUCCACUGCGAACCAGCAGAGGAUUCAGCCAUUUCCAUAGCAACCCAUCUGUCGAGCUGCUUCGAUUUGCAGGAGCUCAACCAAAUCUACGCCCACAUUGUGCGAACCAACUUCCUUGCCUUGAAUUCAGCUCCGUUUCAUUGGAAUAAUGUGAUAAGGGCGUACUCCAGAUUGGAUCGUCCCAAUCAAGCACUACGAGUCUACGAAUCGAUGUCCCGCGCUGGGGUUUUACCCGAUUGUUAUACUAUCCCCAUCGUGUUGAAAUCCGCGGGACAAGUUCUCUUCAUCUGGGUAGGCGGGCAGGUGCAUUGUGUGGCCGUGAAGAUAGGGCUGGAGUCGAACGAGUAUUGCGAGAGUGGAUUUAUAAGCUUGUACUCGAAGUGUGGGGAGCCUGGCCUUGCCCUCAAGGUGUUCGACGAAAAUCCUGACAGAAAGCUGGGAUCUUGGAACGCCGUGAUUGGAGGACUCUGCCAAUCAGGGAGGGCCAAGGAAGCGGUCGAGAUGUUUCUCAAGAUGAUGAAACGCGGUUUGCGGCCUGAUGAUGUUACCAUGGUGAGCUUGACUUCUGCUUGCGGAAGCCUCGGCAACUUGCAAUUGGCAUUGCAGCUCCACAAAUGCGUCUUCCAAGCCACCAAUUCGACGAAGCCCGACACCUUAAUGCUGAAUUCCCUCAUCGACAUGUACGGCAAAUGCGGCAGGAUGGACCUAGCCCACAAGGUCUUCUCAAGAAUGGCCGACGAAUCGAGAAACGUUUCGUCCUGGACAUCGAUGAUCGUCGGCUACGCUUCCCACGGCCAGGUGAACUCAGCCCUCGAGUGCUUCCACUCCAUGAGACGAUCGACCGCAGUCCGGCCCAACCAUGUGACGUUCGUCGGCGUCCUGAGCGCCUGCGUCCACGGUGGGAGGGUGGAGGAAGGCAAGGCGUGUUUCGAGAUGAUGAGGAACGAAUUCGGGUUGGAUCCUCAGUUGCAGCACUACGGGUGUAUGGUUGAUCUACUGGGGCGUGUGGGUUUGCUGAAGGAAGCUAGGGAGGUGAUAGAAGGGAUGGAGAUGGAGGCCAAUGUGGUGAUAUUUGGGUGCUUGAUGGGUGCCUGUGAGAAGUAUGGUGAUGUGGAGAUGGGAGAGUGGGUGUGUGAGAAUUUGCAGAGGUUGGAGCCUUGGAACGAUGGGGCUUAUGUGGUGUUGUCGAAUAUCUAUGCCAAUCGAGGGAUGUGGCGGGAAGUUGAGAAGCUUAGGGUGGUGAUGAAGGACAGGAAGCUAGACAAGGUUCCCGGUUAUAGCUUGGCUACUUAG
This is a messenger RNA of Linum tenue, 1350 nucleotides long. Lineage: Eukaryota; Viridiplantae; Streptophyta; Magnoliopsida; Malpighiales; Linaceae. The record is from the annotation of a GenBank genome assembly.